Aegilops tauschii subsp. strangulata is the source of this 954-nucleotide messenger RNA. RefSeq lists its product as uncharacterized. The record is from RefSeq and is a predicted model, not a curated record. NCBI's taxonomy places the organism in Eukaryota, Viridiplantae, Streptophyta, Magnoliopsida, Poales, Poaceae.
CAGAGGCGGGCAGCCAUGCUGCACCGGUCUCUUCUCCAUCGGGCUGCAGAGGCUGCAGAUAGAGCGGCGUCGGCGCAGCGCCACCCAACCCAACCAGUGGACAGCAGCGACCCAUCCACCGGAAGGCGUCGAUCGGCUGCGCGACAGACUCGUCCCAUGGCGACCCGGGCUCUGCACUCGCCGAGGCUCACGAGCCCGCCGCUCACGGGCCGGCAUGCGGCGGCGAGGUGCAAGUGCUCCGCCGCGCCGCUCUUCGCGAAGCGACUUCCGCUCGUCGUCGCCUUCCCUCGCUCCGUCGCCUCCUGCUGCGCCGUGCAGGAGUCAUCCGCCGGCGCCGCCGCCGCCGCCGCAACCACUGUUAGCGAGACGAAGGAUGCGGGCGGUGACAAGAAGGAAGCCGCCGCCGCGGAGGCGAAGCCGGCAGCCAAGCCAGCAGCGGCCAAGCCGAAGAAGGCCCCGCCGAAGCCACUGCCGGAGAUGAUGGAGGAAGAGAUCAUCCCUCCUCUCAAGACCGCGCUGGAGGCCGAGGAGGACGUGUCCCAAGUCGUGCUGACUUUCCAGAACAACACGUUGGAAGGUUCCUUCGUGAAGGAAGACAUACCCUACUACUUCUGGGCCUUCUUUCCACAGGGAGACCUCACAGGACCCAAGGGCUUUGCGAUGACGUCCUACUCCAUGGAGGUGAGCACCAUCGAGCCGUUCCUGAUCGACGAGAAGAGGAUCACUCCACAGUACGUGGUGUUCUGGGUGCAUAAGAGGCUGGCCGGCCAGGGGGUCCUCCCUGUCUGGAGGGCAGAGGACCUGAGUCCUGCUCCUGCAGAGUAGUCAGUAGUAGUAACACAUGCAAGAUACACGACAUACAGGGUGAUCAUACGGGGGCACAAGCUACUCUGUGUAUAAGAUGUCCAUUUCUAAUUGUGAAUUGAGUAAAGAUGCUGCAAAAGGUUCAUAUGA